ACAACAUUUGGGCCUUCUCAGUCCAGUAGCGCGCGCUUUCCCGUAUGCGUCCGGCGCUUUCGUCCACUUCGUCCUCCAGGUUUCCUUUCCACCCCCGCCGGUCCAGCGCCAACACCAGUCGGCGGAGCGGAUCUCCGGUGAGGUCGAGGGAUGGCGAAUGGCUGCGGCUACGUGUGGGCCCUCGCGGCGGGUUUCAACGCCGCACUCGCCGCCAUCUCCGCCAAGUUCUUCUCCACUCUGUUGCUCAAAUAUGGCAUGGUGAUACUUUUCAACGUGACAAUGUGGGGGUGCUAUGUCAACAGCCUCAAAGCUUUGUCAUCCCUCCAGGCAACAGUGACAAACUUCGCCGCCAACUUCAUUUCAUCUGGGCUUGCGGGGUGUUUCCUGUUUGAUGAGCCCUUGCCUUCUAAGUGGUUUGCAGGUGCCAGUCUUAUCAUUUUUGGCGUCUUUAUCCUCAGCAAGUCAAGCAUCGAGGAGAAACAGAACUCAGAUUAGGAGGAAGUUUUGACCACUAGCGUUAGCUGUAACAUAAGGUGAUUUUUGUUGAUGCUGAUCAAAUUAUUUCAGAAAAUGAAGAAGCAUUAUGGUUUCGUUUGAUGGUUGUCAGGCAAGGGCAUUUUCUGGCAGGAGGACAUCAUCCCCUUCUUCCAGAACGUGACCAUCCCCAAGGAUUGGGGCACCGUCCAGCAGUGCUACAUCUACCUCUCUGGACAAGUGAAAGAGAAGCUGGGCAAGAUUGACCCCUACUUUGUCAAGCUCGGUGAUGCCAUGGUCACAUGGAUUGAGCCUGGGAUGAGCUGAACCCGGCGACCCCUGCUGUCGCAAAUGGCAAGGUCAAGUAGAUGGAGUCCCUAUUUUGCCUUCACUUCCCCACUGGAUUGGAAAAGAAAGUAUGAUAUAGGAAUACAUGAAAGUGUUGUGAAGUCUACUAUUUCUGAUGUUAAUGGUUGUUGCAAACUUACAAUUAGUUAUGAGCAAUUUUUCAGGUGACUGCUCUACUCCUUGAAGUGGCAUAACAUAUUGUUCAGUUCAUGUAGUAAUUUAGAUAUGAAAUGGUGAAGCUAUCUUAGCAUAGAAGUUGCAGUGUGCUAUAGCAC
Zea mays is the source of this 1097-nucleotide messenger RNA. RefSeq lists its product as uncharacterized. The record is from RefSeq and is a predicted model, not a curated record. NCBI's taxonomy places the organism in Eukaryota, Viridiplantae, Streptophyta, Magnoliopsida, Poales, Poaceae. The transcript has 4 exons. The coding region runs from base 151 to 495 and encodes 114 amino acids.